Penicillium digitatum Pd1 is the source of this 2223-nucleotide messenger RNA. Its product is annotated as glycoside hydrolase family 95 protein. The record is from RefSeq and is a predicted model, not a curated record. Gene Ontology annotation, molecular function: alpha-L-fucosidase activity. NCBI's taxonomy places the organism in Eukaryota, Fungi, Ascomycota, Eurotiomycetes, Eurotiales, Aspergillaceae. Gene Ontology annotation, biological process: carbohydrate metabolic process.
AUGUCGGAAUUAUGGUACCAACAACCUGCGGAGGACUGGAAUUCAGCUCUGCCAGUCGGGAAUGGGCGCCUAGGAGCCAUGGUGUACGGACGCACCGAUACAGAAAUGCUACAGCUCAAUGAGGAUUCAGUUUGGUAUGGAGGACCACAAGAUCGCAAUCCGCAAGACGCGCUCGAGUAUCUGCCACGCCUGAGAGAAGCUAUACGGGCGGAAAAUCAUGCUGAAGCUGAGAAGAUCGCCAAGCUGGCGUUUUUCGCUAAUCCGAUCAGCCAGCGGAACUAUGAGCCGCUCGGAAAUCUGUUCUUGGAUUUGGGACAUAAUCCCAGUCAGGUCACAGGCUAUCGGCGUUCUUUGGAUCUCGCACGUGCUACAGCGCAUGUUCGCUAUGAGUACCAAGGUAUUUGCUUCGAACGUGAAGUCCUGGCCAGUAACCCGGAUGAUGUACUUGCGAUCAGAUUGCACUCCUCGAGCAAGGCCGAGUUUGUUGUUCGCUUGACACGCAUGAGUGACGUGGAAUUUGAAACAAAUGAAUGGCUUGACGAUAUCAGUGCAUCCGGCAACUCCAUUACCAUGCAUGUUACACCUGGGGGCAAGAACAGUAGUCGAGUGUGCUGUGUCGUGUCAGUUCGAUGCGACGGUGCUGAUGGUACAAUCACCAAAAUUGGAAAGAAUCUGGUGGUGAACUCCACUGACACACUGCUUGUUAUCGCGGCUCAAACUACAUUUCGACACGAAGACAUCGAUCAACGAACCAAGCAAGAUGCAGAAAUUGCUUUGGGCCUCUCUCUGAAAGACCUCCGCACCCGUCACACUGCGGACUACCAGUCCCUCUACGACCGAAUGGAAUUGCAACUUGGGCCAGGCUCUCCUGAAAUCCCAACUGACCAACGUCUCAAGUCUUCUCGUGAUCCGGGGCUCAUCGCAUUAUACCACAACUACAGUCGUUAUCUUCUGAUAUCAUGCAGCCGGGAUGGACACAAAUCACUUCCUGCAAACCUCCAGGGUAUCUGGAACCCAUCUUUCCAUCCGGCAUGGGGCUCCAGAUUUACCACCAAUAUCAAUCUUCAAAUGAACUACUGGUCUGCAAAUGUGUGUAACCUGUCCGAAUGCGAAUUUCCUCUCUUUGAUUUACUUGAGCGCAUGGUUGAACCUGGCAAAACAACAGCUCAGAUCAUGUACGGAUGCCGGGGAUGGACGGCCCAUUCCAACACUGACAUCUGGGCGGAUACAGCCCCCGUUGAUCGAUGGAUGCCAGCAAGUAUCUGGCCUUUAGGUGGUGCAUGGCUCUGCUAUCACAUUUGGGAUCAUUUUCAGUAUACCUGCGAUGAAGUGUUUCUUCGUCGAAUGUUCCCCACCCUGCGGGGGUGCGUGGAGUUCCUCCUCGACUUCCUGAUUGUCGACGCCAAUGGUGCAUAUCUUAUCACCAGUCCGUCUGCUUCUCCAGAAAACUCGUUCUACGAUCACAAGGGACAGAAGGGUGUACUGUGUGAAGGAUCAACGAUCGACAUCCAAAUCAUUGAUGCUAUUUUGGGCGCGUUUCAAUCCUGUACAAAGAAACUUGAUCUCCAGGAUGCCCUGCUUCCAGCAGUCUACGCUACAAAGUCCCGUCUCCCACCAUUGAAGAUUUCCCCGGCUGGUUAUCUACAGGAAUGGGCCAUCGACUACGCCGAGGUCGAACCCGGGCACCGUCACACGUCCCAUCUGUGGGCCCUGCACCCCGGAAAUGCAAUCACGCCGGCAAAAACACCCCAGCUGGCAGGCGCGUGCGGAGAAGUUCUUCGUCGACGCGCCGAACAUGGUGGUGGUCAUACUGGCUGGAGUCGUGCGUGGCUGCUUAACUUACACGCACGGUUACUUGAAGCCGAGGAAUGCAGCAAGCAUUUAGACUCGCUUUUGUCCCGCUCUACCUUGUCCAAUCUACUAGAUAGCCACCCUCCUUUCCAGAUCGAUGGUAACUUUGGUGGUGGGGCGGGCAUCAUCGAAAUGCUGGUCCAAUCCCAUGAGCCCGGGGUAAUUCGCAUCCUUCCAGCAUGUCCGAGGGAUUGGACUGGAUCCAUUCGAGGCGUGCGGGCACGAGGUGGGUUUGAGCUGGAAUUUGAUUUCGAAAAUGGCCGUGUUGUAGGUGGAGUGACUAUCUUUUCGGAGCGUGGAGAGACUACGGUUGUUCACUUCAACGAGUCACAUGUAGAGAUUAUUGGUGGCGGUCAGCAUAAGAUUGAGUAG